Messenger RNA from Ambispora gerdemannii, 552 nucleotides. The record is from the annotation of a GenBank genome assembly. NCBI's taxonomy places the organism in Eukaryota, Fungi, Glomeromycota, Glomeromycetes, Archaeosporales, Ambisporaceae.
AUGCCACCGAAAGCAAAACCUGCAGCGAAACAACCGGCUGGAAGCGCCUCAUCCACCAAACCAGGAACAACAGACGGCAAAACAGUCCCUUCUCAGAACCUAGCCACCACCGUCGCCGUCAAUGACGACAACACUGCUACCGCUUCAGCUAGUACCAGCACCAACGAUAACACCAAGUCAGCUGUCGCUGCUACUGAGCCCAAAAAGAAAACACUUGUUACUGCUGAUGGAAGUAGUGACAAAAGCGAAAAGAAGAAAAAGUCGAAAAAAAGACAAGAGACUUAUUCUUCUUAUAUCUAUAAGGUGUUGAAGCAGGUUCAUCCGGAAACUACGAUCACCAACAAAGCCAUGUCCAUCAUGAACUCGUUUGUCAACGACAUUUUCGAACGCAUUGCUACCGAAGCAGCCCGCCUCGCAACCUACAACAAGAAAUCAACAAUCAGUUCGCGCGAAAUUCAAACUGCCGUGCGCCUUUUGUUGCCGGGUGAGCUGGCGAAACAUGCUGUGUCGGAGGGAACUAAGGCGGUGACCAAGUAUACUAGCUCUAAAUAA